Rhododendron vialii is the source of this 1503-nucleotide messenger RNA. RefSeq lists its product as uncharacterized. The record is from RefSeq and is a predicted model, not a curated record. The transcript has 2 exons. Lineage: Eukaryota; Viridiplantae; Streptophyta; Magnoliopsida; Ericales; Ericaceae. Bases 335 to 1144 code for a protein of 269 amino acids.
GUUUUUAUUGGGUUUUACUUUUUAUAAUAGCAUUGAAACUUGAAAGAGAAGCAAGAGAGGGAGAGAGAGACGCGGAUGUUCUUAGAAAAUCUGAAAAGAAAAUAUCCAGGAGCCCUAUCGAAGAGGGGGGCUCCAUCUUAGGUAGGCCCCAUCUGGACCACCCUUCAUUUUGUCAGAUUAUAAGGAUAAGCUUUUCAUCUUCUCUCAAAUAAAAAUCACAAGAGCAACAAAGACACACUACACAAGUCUGUGUGGCCCCUUUAAACUGCAAAAUUCCCAUAGAAUCCAAUUCCCCGAGAAAAAAGAGAGAAACCCAUCUGCUAGAUGAGAAAAGAUGGAUCUUGAAGAGUGGGAAGUCCUCUCCGAUGAUGGGUUUCUUGAAAUCCAAGACGAUGGAGGAAAGCAAAUCUUUCCAAGAAAAUACGCGGGUGAUCCGAAGGUUGUCUUCAACAUGAACUACUUCAUCUGCAAGUCUCCGAUUUCCAAGGGAAUCUUUGAUCCGGAAGGGAUGGGAAACCAAUUCCUUCCGCCCCCGAUGGAAUUGGAAAAGGUGAGAGAAGUCACCGAUUUCCCUGUCGAGACAGAGCAGGUGAAGUCCCCCGGUGGAGUUGUUUGGGAAACCGAUUACAUAGUUUCCCAAGUCUCCUUCAAGAAGAUGAAGGAGAACGAAUUCGUCGACAUGAAAAUGGAUUCCCCGAGGGCCGGCGGCGGCGGGUGGGGAAUCGUGCCUCAGAUUGAGGCAGGGCUGUUUCAGUUUGAGGGUGAUGAUGAUGAUGAGAGUGAGGUGGAAAUUGAUCAGGGUGGUAAAAAGAGAGGGGAAUUGGAUCCCAAGGGAAAGGUGGAUUGGGAAAGCGAAAAUGGUCAUGGGGUGAAUAUAUUGAAGUGGAGUUUGAGUGGUAUUGGUGCGAUUUGCUCCUUUGGUGUGGCUGCUGCUACAGUUUGCAUUAUUGUGCUUGGAAAUGGAAAUCAGCAGCAGAGGAACAAACAACAGAACCAGAAGAUUCAGUUCCAGAUCUUUGCCGAUGAAAAGAAGAUUAACCAGGUGGUGAAUGAAGCAAUAUCAGCAGUGAGAGGUGUGCCCCUCACCACAGCUCAUUUCACUUAUGGUGGUGCUCAUCAUGGUCACGUCUCUUUAGACCACUGAACAGCUGAGCUUCACAUACAUUUGUACCGCAAAAAGUCUAACAACACAGCUUUAAAACACCGCUCCGAACACAACAGUAUCCCAAGCCAUUCGAUGUACGUCUAUGGGCCAACGUGUGCAUCUAAUGGCUCCGAACACAGUUGUGUCAGGACUUGUAUAUGUUUUAAAGUUAUGUUCGUAUCAUUGGUCAUUAUACUAUUCGUCUUGGUAUUUAUAGUAGUAUUAUGUGGUGUACCAGAUCAAUGAGGAUCCUUAAACUUCCAUAUGAGUAUUUACAUGUGUGUAAAGAGUCUAUGUCCUGGUUGUACUUUAGCUCAUCAUUCUUAUAUACUAAUAAUAUCACUCCCCUGUUUGUUUUC